GAAUUUUGUACAUGCCAUAUUUCCUCUAUGCUGUUGCUCUCCCUAGUUUUGCAACAAUGCUUAUAACUUAGUCAUGGACGUAAUGAAAAUUUUAGUUAAAUUGAGGAAACUUGGUGUAAUAAGAGUUUCAGAUGUGCACACUAUUUGUGGCUGUAUAAAGGGCAUUCUCAUUAAUGCCAAAUGUCAUCAUGUAGGACAAUGGACAUUUCCAAAGAAUGGCAUCUUUUCAAGCACCCCCAGUGGGUUGGCCUCCUUCUCAAGGGAUUCCAACUACCCCUGUAGUGAAAAGAGUCAUCCGACUUGAUGUACCUGUUGACAAAUAUCCAAAUUAUAAUUUUGUUGGCCGAAUUCUGGGACCUCGUGGGAACUCAUUGAAAAGGGUUGAAGCCAUGACUGAAUGUAGGGUUUACAUCAGAGGUUGUGGCUCCGUGAAGGACUCUAUCAAGGAAGAGAAGCUUAAGGAUAAACCUGGAUAUGAGCACCUUAAAGAGCCAUUGCAUGUGUUGGUGGAGGCAGAGUUUCCAGAAGACAUUAUCAAUUCACGAUUGGAACAUGCCGUGGCAAUACUUGAAAAUCUUUUGAAGCCUGUGGAUGAAUCUCUUGAUCACUAUAAGAAGCAGCAAUUAAGGGAGUUAGCUAUGCUGAAUGGUACUUUGAGGGAAGAAAGCCCAAGCAUGAGCCCAAGUAUGAGUCCAAGCAUGUCACCCUUUAACAGUACAGGAAUGAAACGAGCCAAGACAGGAAGAUGACCCUGAUACGUUGACAGUGGUUCAUAUCUAUAUUAAUAGAUAUAUAAUUAUUCUCAAGCUAAGUUAUCUACCUCUGGUCUGUUUAAAAGGCAUCAUGGCCUUUUCACUGAUAUAGCUGACCUGAGUCACCGGGGGGCAGAAUCUUCACAAGCAGCUAGUUGGGAUGCCACGGUUUUGGCACUGAUUUGUUCGACAUGUCUGAUCGGGAUGGGUUAUUUACUUCAUUCAUUCUGUCUAGUAGGCUUUGAAUGAUGUCUAUUCUUUGGUGUGUUGGUGACCCCUGGAACAUUGACUGUCAGUUCACUUGUUAUAGCAGUAACUAGAAUUCAGGUGCUACAGAGUAGCAUUACUCCUAAUGUAAUAGAAGAUUCUUUACACUUGUCAGAACAUUAGAUUACAUGCAUAUGUAUAGAUAUGCGUGGUAUUGACCCUAAAAUAAAUUGAGUAGAAUGCUUUUGAUUGUAAUGUUGCGUGAACAUUUUGACAACAUUGUUGUUAUUUCAAGUUAGCAAGUGGAUUUGGUGAGUUCUGUAUCUUGGGAUUUCAAGUGGAACUAUAAAGACAAUAAGCCAUCAAUGCUCAGAUGUUUGCCAUGCCA
This is a messenger RNA of Neltuma alba, 1347 nucleotides long. RefSeq names its product KH domain-containing protein At1g09660/At1g09670. Gene Ontology annotation, molecular function: mRNA binding. Gene Ontology annotation, cellular component: nucleus. Lineage: Eukaryota; Viridiplantae; Streptophyta; Magnoliopsida; Fabales; Fabaceae. The record is from RefSeq and is a predicted model, not a curated record. Gene Ontology annotation, biological process: regulation of mRNA splicing, via spliceosome. The transcript is spliced from 4 exons. The coding region runs from base 216 to 749 and encodes 177 amino acids.